Messenger RNA from Arachis duranensis, 643 nucleotides. RefSeq names its product B3 domain-containing protein REM19-like. Bases 1 to 453 code for a protein of 150 amino acids. NCBI's taxonomy places the organism in Eukaryota, Viridiplantae, Streptophyta, Magnoliopsida, Fabales, Fabaceae. The record is from RefSeq and is a predicted model, not a curated record. The transcript is spliced from 4 exons. Gene Ontology annotation, molecular function: DNA binding.
AUGGAAGCUUAUUAUGAUGUUGUUGAGAAUAACAAAGAUAUUGAUGAAACUGAGAGCGAUGAUGAUGAUGAUGAUGAUGAUGAAUCUCAGCAUGAAUUUGUUCAAGAACACUUCAAGAGAAAGAAGACUAACACAGUUAAUGGGAGAAAUGGGAAUCCCAGUUUCAAGAUUCGAAUUCAAGAAUCAUAUGUUGGGUCAAGUUGCGUGGCAAUACCAGCAACGUUUGCAAGGAAGCAUUUGGAGGAAGGACCGAUUCGUAUGAAUGUGGGUAACAGAACUUGGACUGUGUGCUACAAAACUUGGAGAGGAAGUGACAGAUAUCGCAAACACAAAUUGCAAAGUGGGUGGCUCAGAUUUAGAAGAGAGAACAAUUUAGAGGUUGGUGAUGUGUGUGUCUUUGAGUUAAUUAGCAAAUUUCCUCAAACAAUGACCAUGAGAUUGCAGAGUGGAUGAUCUUGUUAUUUACGGAUUUAUCCUUUUCUUGUUAUGUAUGUGGUGCUUGUGUGUGUGGUGGCUUUAGUGAUGGUUUAGUUUGUAACUUGACAAUUCAAUCAAGUGGAUAAUUCUAGUUUUCUUUAGUUAUUAAAAAAAUUGUCUAGCUAACUACUCAAAUUUCUGUAUUUUGUUGAUUGUGUUUGUGUGU